Myxocyprinus asiaticus (Chinese sucker) is the source of this 4057-nucleotide messenger RNA. Its product is annotated as SH2 domain-containing protein 1A-like. Bases 47 to 388 code for a protein of 113 amino acids. The record is from RefSeq and is a predicted model, not a curated record. Lineage: Eukaryota; Metazoa; Chordata; Actinopteri; Cypriniformes; Catostomidae. The transcript has 3 exons.
AGCACAUGCUUAUUGGGGUUGUCUUAGAAACAAUGCAUGCAGCACAAUGGAAUCACUUUCUGUUUAUCACGGGGCCAUCAGCCGAGACAUGUGUGAGAGGCGCUUGUGUGAAGCAGGUAAAGACGGGAGCUAUUUAAUUCGAGACAGUGAGAGUGUGCCGGGAGCGUACUGCCUCUGUGUUCUAUGUAAAGGUUUUGUCUACACAUACAGACUUCAGCAGGACACAGCGGGCUCCUGGGCAGCAGAGACUGCACCUGGUCAAAAUAAACGUUUGUUCCGGAAAGUCAAGAAUUUGAUAAGUGCAUUUGAGAAACCGGACCAGGGCAUUGCGGUUCCCCUCCUCUACCCCAUAACGGUCCAGAACUACGGCCAGAAUAUUCCCCAUUAGCAGCCUUAAACCAACAGUACAAAAUACAAUAUGUUGAUAAUUUCAUUGUAAAAUCAUGACUUGUUAUGCCCUUUCAUUAUAACACAUGUGGCUUUAUACAUAAAUUAAAAUAUUCUGCCUAGAUGGUGGGUGAACAUAUCUGGUUAUAGCCAUUUUCAAGUUCGUGUUAAGUUGUAUAUUUUCAAAAUGAAAAAUCAAAUUUUAAUUUAAUUGAAAAAAAUUUUUUUCUUACAUUUACUGCUGCAGUAUUUGUGCUUUCAAUAAAAUUAAACAAGACAUAAGGGAGAAUAUAUAUAUAUAUAUAUAUAUAUAUAUAUAUAAUAACAGCAAGGGCAAAAAUGUAUAUGUGGACUUUAAAUCAACUCUCAAAAUUUCACGUGUCAUAUAAUCUCAAUAUAAAAGAAAAAUUCUUAACAUUGUAAGUAUUCAUUUAAUGUUUUAGAUAUCAUUCAGUGCAUGAUGAUCAUUCAGUAUUGAAAACCCUGUUUUCUUGGACCAAAAGUGAAAUGUAAUUGAAUCGAUAGGUCUGGUCAGUGAUGUCAUACAGCAUUAAAUCAAUCAGAAGAGCACAUUCAUCCACAGGAAGAACAACACAUCUCCUAGCAACUCAAUGUUCCUCUCAUAUUGAUUAUGGGGAGUAAAAUCAGCCUUAACAGUCUGUUUACAGUGAUUUCUGUGCUCUGGGAAUAUUUGUGGUUUCAGAUGUUUACAUGGGGACUGCAUUGUCUGUAGAGGACAGCAAAGAAACAGAUACUGUGAAUUUGUAACUGUAAUGAAUGCAGGAGGAAGUCAAGAGAGCAGGAUCUAAGUGCAGCUUUGAAAAAAUGAGUCAAGAUACAAACUUGGAAAAUACAGGAACAAAACAAAAACUCAGGAACUGAACAAAUGUCAAAUCCAUGGGGGUAACAGGAAACAACAUCUGACAAACACACAAGCAAACACAAGGACAUUAAAUACAUUGGGGCAAACAAGGUAAAUGAGAAACAGCUGGGAACAAUCAGGGCAGAAACCAGGAACAGAGACACAAGAAGGUAAACAAAACUUCAAAAUAAAAGUCUCUUAAACACCUAGCGACUUCUGGUGGCCGCUAGGGCAAAAGUCUCAGGUGUGACAACAAAUUUUUUUUUUUCUUUUACUAUUGUAUAAAAGGUGAGGGAUGUAGCUGUUCACAUUAUCUUUAAAUUUCUAAAAGAUUUAAAAUGAUAAUGCAGGUUUAAAAAAAAACAUGAAUAAAAUCCUAAAAAUGUAGAACAAACCUUAUUACUUAGAUCUCACAUGAUGAAAAGUCAAAACCACCAUUUCUGAUACUACUGCGAAUUUUACAGCUGUGUAGGGGACUGAACUAUUAAUCUCAAUCCUAAAUAUAUGUAUUUAUUUUGUAUUAUCUAAAUAUUUUGGUUAUUACUAUUCAUGAAGUGCUGUAUUAUUUAAUUCUUGUUAAAGUUUGUAUUUUAUACAAUUUGAAUAGAUAACCGAGUAAAUGUUGGUAAUAUAAAUUUUAUUGUCUUGUAAAAAGUCUUGCCAAAAAAAACAAAACAAAAACAAAACCAAAAAAAAAAAAACUUGACGUUACUCUUUCAAGACAUGUUUUGUAGUUGAAUGUUACAUGGUUGAAGAUCAAAGCAAAAAUGUCUAAUAACUGCCUUAUAAAGUGGCUGAUCUACCGGGGUGGCAUAGGUUGGCAGCUGCCACCUUAAGAAAAAGCAUUGCCACUCCAGCAUUUGGUAUCCUAAUGUAUAUAAUAUAAAUGUAUAUUUCAGUUGAUGCUGACAUUACGUAAGAGUUUAUUUAUGUCGAACUGUCUCAACUUGAACCGAAUGAAAAUGACAACAGCGGUCCUUGACUAUCAUGGCCAGGGGCAGACUGGUACUGAAAAGUGGCCCUGGACUCUCUGGCCCAGAGCAGCCCACCAAACCCAGCCCACAACAUACCACAUCAUAACACACUGGCUCAUUGAUUCGAUUUUCUGGCUCAAUUUCAAAUUUUUGUGUUAAAAAAAAAACAAAAAACAAAAAAACAAAAAAACAUAUAUAUAUAUUCUAUUGACUGCUAGUCAUGACAACAGGCCCCAUGGUGCAGAAAUUGUCAUAACUUUAAAACAUAUAAAACUGGAUUUUUUUAGAGAAAGCACUAAAAAUAAGCACUUUAUAGCUCAGACAAAUAACAUGUCUGGAAACUGUUUUCCCAACAUACAAAUGUUAGGUUAAAAUGUACAUGAAAGUACAAGGGAAAGUGUGUAUUUUAGGUGCUGUGACAAGUCAUUUCUUCAAAGUUUUUAAAGAAUUUAAUCACCUUUCAACUUUUUUCUAGAAGUGCAAAUAAACUAUUGUCUUAGUUAAUAUGAGGUUGUGGAAACAACAAGUAUAACAAUAAUAUAUUAUUAUUAUGUAGCUAUACAAGAUCUUAAAAUGUUGUUUAAAAUAGUUAGAUGAAGAAAGUGUCACACAGCAGGACACUGAUGACAAUGCUUAAAAUUUCAAGUCAAUUACUCACAUAACUAUGUGUACAGGUUUAUUUAAAAAAAUAAAAUAAAUGAAAAAAUUGGCCAGAAUAUGUACGCAUAUAAAUAUAAACAAAUAUAAAUAUAUGUAAAAGUAAUAAUAAACAUACCUCUUAAAGUGUAGAAGAUCUUUGCAGAUAUUUUGCAGAUUUAUUGCUCAUAUUUCCACUCUAUGUGAGUUUGUUGCGUCUUUAUAUCUGCAGUGUUUUAAUUCCUUCCCCAGAUUAUUCUUGAGAAAAAGUGAAAAGAUCUAAGCUUUGACAAGCGCUGUUUCUGCUAUCCUUUAAACAAAGUAAGCCUCAAAGACUCAAAUAGCCACAUAGUAAUAUUUUUCAUGACUUAUUUUCAACAUUUUUAUCAGGCGUGAGCAUUAUUCAGCAAGCCGCACUUAGCUGCCUGCAGUAUGAAUACAUUAUGCAAAUGACUAUGUACUGGUCAUAGCUUUACAGUUUGCAGAUUUUAUAUAUGCUGCUGUUAUUGUAUUUGUUCUAACUUGCAGUUAUUUGUCAUUUAGUGAUUAUUCAGAACUCAUCUUAUCCUUAAAAUGUUGUCUUUGGUUGUGACCAUUAUUGUGAUUUGUAUGUCAAAUAAUUAGGUCCAUGCGAGGUAUGGAAAUGUGCUAUAAUGCGCAAGUAUAAAAACAGAGUCAGUACCAGCCACAGCACAAAAUGGAAUGAAAUGCAAAUAAAAACCAUGAAAUGCUGAAAUAAUGCCUGCAUUUGUUUGGAAUGUUGAAAUUCACUUCAGCAAUAUCAAAUGUUAUUAUAUAUGGUCAAAUGUGUAUUUUUCACAAACAAACGAUAAGAAAAGCAAGAUUUGAUCUGGCAACCUUGCUCAAAAGUCAAACACACUACCAUGAACGAACUGAAUGUACUGGUACACUUGUUUGCGAACGAAAUCAAUGACUCUUGUCAUCUCGUUCAUGAGUGAGAAUAUGCUGACUGACUGAUGUUCAGUUCGACAUGUGAGUCAACCACGUUCAAUAAGGAAAGAAAAAUGUGAAAUGCACUAAGACAAGUUUAUAGGUAUGAAAAAACAUAAUCCCCAAUUUAUGAAUGUGUAAAAAUGACUGAAGACCAUACAGUUAAAAAGACAUGAAUUAUGAAUGGAAAUGUUUUGCUUUGGUGCACACAGUGUUUAGGAUUUCCUCAAAUGUUUUCUGUGUCUGA